GCAGAGUAGUUUCAGACACCUAGCCUAUAUAAGAGCAUCUUCUGGCCGAAUGUCAGAUAAGGGCUGCUGUCUUGUUUUUUGAGUGUGGUAUAUCGAAGACUCACGAUUUACAGAAAUAAUGAGUGCAUCUAAACCCAAGAAAAGUGUUAAGAGGAGAAACAAAAACUUACUGAAUAACAGCGAGCAGGAGUUUGUAGCCGGCAGGAGAAAAACUGUUCUACAAGCCCUGAAGAAGCUUAAGAUUCAAUGCAGUCGGAAAGAGGUGCCAAACAUAGCAUUACUGGGUUCUGGAGGAGCACAAAGAGCCAUGGUGGGUUUGCUGGGAUCCCUGGUUCAGCUUGAUAAAGCGGGUCUUCUGGACUGCAUCCUUUAUCUGAGCGGAGUCUCUGGAUCCACCUGGUGCAUGGCCUCCUUAUACAAAGAACCAAACUGGUCCACCAAACUAGAGACUGUGAAAGAAAAAAUCAUCGAAAGACUCAGCGGACCAGGAGUCAGCUUGACAGAUGCAAUGGCCAAACUGAAGAAAUAUUACUACGGGAAAGACUUCUUCAGUUUGACUGACGUCUGGGCAGUGCUGGUCGUCACGUCAAUUGUGAAAGAGAUCGAUGAGCGCACACUCACAGAGCAGCGGAAGCAGCACAAUAAAGACCCGUUUCCCAUCUACGCAGUGAUCGACAAGCAAAGCAAACAGAGCAAUGACGGAGACCCCUGGUUUGAGAUCAAUCCAUAUGAAGCAGGUUAUUCCCUCUCUGGAGUGUUUGUGGACACCGGCGACUUUGGCAGCCAGUUUCAGAAAGGCUCAAAGAUAAAACAUCAAGAUGAAUUUGACAUGCUGUACCUGCAAGCUCUUUGCGGCAGCGCUUUAGGGGAUGAAGUGGUUAUUAAGAAAGACAUAUGGCAAACGAUAAAAGAUUUCUUUCAAAAUGAAACAAUACUGGAGGCAAUGAGGGAGGAAGAGGGUGAGAGGAGUGAGGAGAGACAUGAUGGGAUGAGAACAGAGAAAGAAACAGAUCCAAUCUCCCCAUCUGUAGACGAAUGUCACCAGGCACUCAUGGAUCUUCUGGAUAAACAUAUGCCAGUAUUCGGUAAUGCGAUAUAUCAUGACCUCUCUGGAGGCAAAAGUAAGCUGAUUUCUACAAUGAACACAGCUGAUAAAAGAGCAGAAAAACAGUAUAUAAAGCGUUUCGCCAUGGAUGUGUGCGAAGAUUUGAGUAGCCGGAUCAAAAUUUGGCAAUUUGAUGCUGGGAUAAGUAUUUGUAAAUGCAUGGCUCAGUGGAUCUGGGGGAGGAAAUAUAACUUCCUCCACAACAUGACAGAUGAAGGAGUGAAGUCCACUCUUCUGCAAAGUGAGACGAGAGACUAUAUAGAUGCAGGAGUGUUGCUGAACUCACCCUACGUCUCAGUGCUGAGAGAAGACCGAAACAUUGACCUCAUCAUUUCCCUGGAUUUCAGUCAAGGCGAUCCUUUCAUGACAGUAAAAGACGCUGCUGAGACUUGCAAGAAACUAAAGAUCCCUUUCCCUGAAGUCAACAUUACCAGUGAAGACAAGAAGAAACCGAAGGACUUUUAUGUGUUCAAAGGCCAAAACACUCCAACCGUGAUCCACAUCCCUCUGUUUAAUGCGGUCAACUGUUGAGAUGAAGUUGAGGACUGGAGGAAAAAAUAUUGCACCUUUCAAGGUGCUUACAGUGCUGAGAUGAUCGCUGAUCUUAUGG
This is a messenger RNA of Cyprinus carpio (common carp), 1715 nucleotides long. RefSeq names its product cytosolic phospholipase A2 gamma-like. Gene Ontology annotation, molecular function: calcium ion binding; calcium-dependent phospholipid binding. Gene Ontology annotation, biological process: glycerophospholipid catabolic process. Gene Ontology annotation, cellular component: cytosol; nucleoplasm; nuclear envelope. The record is from RefSeq and is a predicted model, not a curated record. NCBI's taxonomy places the organism in Eukaryota, Metazoa, Chordata, Actinopteri, Cypriniformes, Cyprinidae.